Messenger RNA from Pseudogymnoascus verrucosus, 1837 nucleotides. RefSeq lists its product as uncharacterized. Gene Ontology annotation, molecular function: oxidoreductase activity, acting on single donors with incorporation of molecular oxygen, incorporation of two atoms of oxygen; ferric iron binding. Lineage: Eukaryota; Fungi; Ascomycota; Leotiomycetes; Thelebolales; Thelebolaceae. The record is from RefSeq and is a predicted model, not a curated record. The transcript has 4 exons. Bases 389 to 1726 code for a protein of 445 amino acids.
AGGGACCCCUCCCACAAGCUUUCAGGAUCGCAAUACCCCUUUUAGGAUCUAUCAAUCUUGUUCUAGCUGGUCCCUUGGCCUUGCUUGGUUCAGACAAGCUUACUAUUAGCGCCGUGUAAUUGGCUGGCACGAGGUCGUCGAGUUUACAACAGAAAGGAUAAUUCCGUCGUUCAUGUAGAUUGAAGUCUAGAGUUCGCAAAUCCCCAGAUUUUCACAUAUAGUAGGUUACGUAUGCAUCUAUGUUCUAUCUCAAGCCUUCAUGUGCUGCUCCACUACCUCGAAGGGUUUACCGGCAUGAAGGUUAAAUAGACUCACGAUACCUUCCUUAUUAUCCAUUCUGUUCGAUAUCCGCAGAGAAUAUUGCACCUACAUACUCAUAUUUUUUACAAUGGUCUACUUUUCCAAGGCCUUCGUUGCCGCCGUCGCGGCCGUCCUUGCCACGCAGGUUGUCGCCCAUCCCGAACACGACAUUUCCCAGGAGAUCGCCGAGCGGAAUGCAUUUCUGAAGAACUCUGCCCGUCGCGACCUCUCCCACUGCGCUGAUGCCCUCCGCAAGCGCGGUGUAGAAGAUGCGUCCGUCAAGCGCCGGGAGGAUGCCAUUGCGAAGGCUCGGGCUGAUCGCGGUUUGCCCCUGAAACGUCGCGAGGUCGUGAGAAGAGAUGCCACGGACGAAUCUCACCUAUCCUCCUUGGAUGUUAGCCCGACCACUUCAGGCGUGGAAGAUAUCAUCUUCUCCAACUCAUCGUGCCUCCUCUCGCCUGAAGGAGAAGAAGGCCCCUUCUAUGUCCAAGGAGAGUACGUUCGCUCUGACAUCAGAGACGACCAGCCGGGUGUCGAAGUUAUCCUCGACCUGCAAUUCAUCGACAUCUCGACCUGCCUCCCCAUCGUCGACCUCACAGCCGACAUCUGGCACUGCAACUCCACCGGCGUCUACGCCGGCGUCAUCUCGCAAGGAAACGGCGACUCCACCGAUGCCUCCAAUAUCGACGCCACCUUCCUCCGCGGCCUGCAGGCCACUGACGAAAACGGUGUCGCGCAGUUCACCUCCAUCUUCCCCGGCCACUACUCCGGGCGCGCAACACACGUCCACGUUGAAGCGCACCUCAACGGCGAGGUCCUGUCAAACAACACGUACACCGGCGGCACCAUCGCGCACAUCGGACAGUUCUUCUUCGAUCAGGACCUGAUUACCGAGGUUGAGGCGCUGAGCCCGUACUCUACUAACACAAUCGCAAUCACCACGAACGCCGAGGACCGCGUCGUGCAGGGCGAGCUGGUGAACGACUCCGAUCCGAUGCUGAACUAUGUGCUCCUUGGAGAGACGGUGGUAGAUGGACUCUUCAUGUGGAUUUCGCUUGCGGUUAAUAGCACCGCGACAUAUACGGCGUCGCCAGCAGCUGAGCUUGCAGCCGAUGGCGGACAUGCUGUUGAGGGUGGUGGAAAUGUUGGUGGAGGCAGUGGCGGCGGAGCAAUGGGUAAUGGCACCAUGCCGUCUGGUGGAGGACCGAGUGGCACUGCGCCUCCGGGCGUCGUCGGGACAGAUGUUGGUUCUGCGAGCGUGACCGCUACUGUAAAUGGUACUUCGUCUGUGACGUCUGCGAUCAUGACAGCCACUUUCACUUCUGGCGGUGAGAAUAGAAACAUACCUGGGUUUGCCAAGCUUGGGUUCAAGAAGCCAAAAUCUGGGAAGGAGGCAGCUAAGAAGCAUGGAGCCAAGGGGCAGUGAGCUAAGGGAUUUUUAGUUAGAGUUUUGGUUUGGGGGGAGGGUUGCUGUGAGCUACCAUGUAAACGUUACCAGUUUGCCUAUUCUGUAGAUUCUAUUCUCGCUUUUGAGGGG